AUGGAGAAGAUGUUCUCAAAACAGCUCACGGACACUGACUUGAAGAAGAGGUUGUCGAUUCCAAUUCAAUGUUUGAACCAUUUCAGGUUCGAUAAAGGUCAUUCUACGUCUGUUCAAGUUGAGGAUGAAAAUGGAAAAGCAUGGCAAUUUAAAUGCCGCGUUCGCAGGAACGGCUACCCGAAACCAGUUUUCUGCGAAGGGUGGCUUAAAUUUGUUAGGUAUACAAGUCUUCGCCCAGGUGAUAGAGUCGAGUUCUAUAAGGAUAGUAAAGCGGAAGAUCCCUUCAUAUAUGCUGCCCCUGCUUUUAUGAUUCCCUGUUUUGGUUUCCAUCGCAUCUGUGGUGCCAUCUAUGCAGCAAGUCCUGACCGGUUUUGGCACCCAACUCCUCCUCCUUUGCUUCAGUAG
Molecule: messenger RNA, 405 nt
Organism: Theobroma umbraticum
Lineage: Eukaryota; Viridiplantae; Streptophyta; Magnoliopsida; Malvales; Malvaceae
Product: B3 domain-containing transcription factor NGA4-like
Molecular function (GO): DNA binding; DNA-binding transcription factor activity
Source: RefSeq, a predicted model, not a curated record